GAAAAUAAACAGGGGUGUCAACCGUGGGGUUUCGGCUGUCACCGUAUAUAAGAGAGGACCUCAGUGAUCGCAUAUACUGCGACUGCUGAAGUUAGACUGGAUUGGAGCUCGGUUUGAGAAAACGUCUUGCUAGCAUCUCCACCCAGUAGGCUUGUAUACAACUGGUCUUCUCAACGAUAGCAGUCCACAGGAUGACUCAAAGGAACUUGCUGCAACCCUCCGCAGUAGCUCUGUUUCUUCUCCUGCCCUGGUUCGGUGAACUGGUCGCUGGAGAGAUCAGCAGGGACUUCAACAACUGCCUUGAUUUCUUCUACAACAGAUUUCCACCAUCAGGCACAAGAGCGGUAGGAUACCAGCCAAUAUGCCAGCGCUACAAAAACCAGUACCGCUUUGCCAGCCUGUAUCACCGCACGCAUCGCACCCCAUUGUACUCUGCGUACGUACUAAGUCCUGCAGACGGCAAACGGCCCAAUGCCACUUGGAUGUAUGAACCACAGUUGGCGUUUUCCGGUGCUCACCCUGAGAUGGAGCCUUUCCACAUCCCCGUUGACCAGAAUGUGAUUGAAAGCCAGGCGGUGCUGCAGGACUACAGGAACUCCAGCUUCACCAAGGGCCAUCUCAAUCCCAGCAUGCACCAGAAGACAGCAGAAGACAGAGAAGCCACGUUCACCCUGACAAACAUUGUCCCUCAAAAGGCAGGCUCCAACUCUGGCCCCUGGAGCAGACUGGAGAAUGACGUGUUGAAAAAAUUCACCACUUAUUGCGAAGGCCCAAUGUACGUGAUCACAGGGGCCAUGCCUUACAAGUCAAACAUACCACUGAUUAAUAACAGGGUGUCUGUCCCCGAGUACAUGUGGUCCGCCUACUGCUGCCCAUCAUACAAAUCAGGCCUUCCUCAGUCUGUGCAGCAGUUUUUUCCCACGUAUGCUGCAGUGGGAAGAAAUGACCCGAACAGCGGAGAAGAGAUUGUGCCAGUAAACGUGAGGGCAAAGGCAGCGGUGCGGGGCUAUGAUGUGAGGCGGAUGUCUUUAGAGACUCUGGAGGGCAUACUGGUGGACAGGCUGGCCAUGCCCAUCAGUCUGUUUGAUGGAGGCUGUCGGGAAUAAAGGGCCCUGUUAAAAAUCAAUUGUUAAUUUCUUUGCAGCCUUCUUACAGCCUGACCAGACCUUCUCUCUGUCCUCAUUUACUCUCUGUCGUUUUAGUAACUGAAUCAAGGUUGGAGUCACUGGGACUUGAUGAUUGUCUCAUGAUGGUGCAAAAUGAUUUUCCCUUGUGAUUGAUUUUGUAAAAUAGCCAUAUUGCCUUUUUCUUACUGAAAUCUUGUAACAUGUAUUAGCGUCAAUACUUUUCAAUAAAACAAGACAAAAAAGUGGAUGAAAAAUCUUUUGAAAUGUAAAUGUUAUUUUUAGGUUAAUAAAACAAGACGAAAACAACUGAUUAAUGCUAAAUGUUUUAUUUCUCACUGACAGUUCCGACAAGGAACAACUAAUAUAUCAGUUGAUAACAACUUCAUGAUAUAGAAUUGUUUUUCGUCAUCAUCAGUCAUUAGAUGAUCAGGAAAGCACCUGGGCCCGAUGAGAAGUCCAUCCUCCUUCAACUGCUCAAAAAUCACCACAGAUCAUCAAGGAAACUCCCGGGCCUCUGUCCUGACAUCUGUGUGAAGGCCUCUCUGAGUAAUAACCCCCGACCACA
This is a messenger RNA of Mugil cephalus (flathead mullet), 1692 nucleotides long. Its product is annotated as endonuclease domain-containing 1 protein-like. NCBI's taxonomy places the organism in Eukaryota, Metazoa, Chordata, Actinopteri, Mugiliformes, Mugilidae. Bases 192 to 1106 code for a protein of 304 amino acids. The record is from RefSeq and is a predicted model, not a curated record. Gene Ontology annotation, molecular function: hydrolase activity; metal ion binding; nucleic acid binding. The transcript has 2 exons.